Arthroderma uncinatum is the source of this 2856-nucleotide messenger RNA. RefSeq lists its product as uncharacterized. Lineage: Eukaryota; Fungi; Ascomycota; Eurotiomycetes; Onygenales; Arthrodermataceae. The coding region runs from base 1 to 2856 and encodes 951 amino acids. The record is from RefSeq and is a predicted model, not a curated record. The transcript has a single exon.
AUGGGGAACUCGCAGUCUACGCCAGACAGCACGCAGAGACAGCACUCGACCGGCCACUCAAUGGCACGAACAGCUCCAAUUCCAGCUUCGCUGCCAGCCUCCUCGGUGCCAGCUUCAGUGUCAGAGCAUAACCGCUGGCAUCUCGAGCCUGUUGCGCCGGAGUCGACGCCGCAGCCUUGCCGCUGCCAAUGGUGUCUCGACUACGCGGUGCCGGACAGCCCCUACCAGACGCCGUCGACGCCGCUCGAAGAGUUCCUCGAGUUCAGACGUCAAGUGCUCAGCCGGGUCGAGAGGAAGUAUGGCGCUGGAGCGGACGAGGACGACAAGACGGCUUCUCGCUCGCCGGCCGGGGCCAAGAUGAGUGGUUUUAAACGCCGUUUCUCGCGGUCCAAAACGAACUUCUCGCGGCGUCUCUCGCUCAGCUCCAAGUUUGCAUCGACUCAUGACCUCACCGCAAACGGAGAUAGGGAUAAUGCGGUCAUCCAGGACUCCGGUUCGCCUGUUGGCUUGGGACUCGUCGAGGACGAUCCGCUGUCGCCCCAGAAUCCUCCGUCAGGACAGCCUCGUUUAGUCUCAGCCCGCCGACGGUCAUUUAAUAUACCCGGCGUGCCAACGAGGUUUCCGCUCUUCAACAGGUCACGGCAUGUCGCUCGCCGCAGUGAUUCCUUCUUUCACUAUAAGUCGGACACGUCGGAACCGCUUCGACGAAGUUGGACAGACGCCGGGGCUGUCCAUAACCAUACCAGACCCAGGACUGCUUCUCCUACUCGAGCCAUCAGCCCGUUCGAACAAGGCUACACCCACCUCGGGAGAUUCAAGUUUGGCUCUCUCCAUGUUGUAAACGGGUGCGCCUCCCCUGCCCCAAGCAGCAAGAAACAGAGGUCGUCCUGUCCGGAUUUAAAAUCGAUGGCUCAGUCCACUGAAACCCUUCAUGACGGCGAUUCUGGCUCAGAGGCCGGUAUAUCGACAGCCGAGGGACACCCUGAGUCUUCUUCUUUCCCUUCUUCUCCUCCUCCUCCUAUUCCAUUAAGGUCGUCGUCGAGGCUAAACGGGCGUCUCGACAUGGCUCCAAAUUCCGAGGAUGCUGCAAGGCAAACACCCGUCGAGGACCAACGGCCGGCGAAGAAGUCGGUCUCUGACCCUCGUCUGAAGCUCAUGCCGUUGACGACCACUCGAAGGCCAAGCAUGUCCUGGUUUGAUGACAGCCCUACUUCGCCGCCUUUCGUCAGUAGUCCGGACUCCGUCCACCUCAGGCCUUUUACUCCGCUCUCCAUCCAGCCUACUCCGGUCCUGGUGACGACGACCAAGGCAAAUGAAUACGAUGACAACCUCUUCGAAGAUGAAGGGAUGGAAAUUCCAGUCUACUGGGAUGACACAGUGCAGUCCCACGAGAGCUUCCACGAUACUCAAUUCCACGGGACCCUAAGCAAAGAACGACAAGAGGCGAAGCAAUGGUCUACUAGUGGCCGUUCCGGUACUUUGAACAAGACAGAUAGCGGCUAUAGUUCUGCUUCUGGGAAAUCUACUUCAAGAUACCGCCAUAGUUCGGGCCAAAAGAAAAGCUCGAGAGACAGAAAUGGCCGCAUGUUCGAGGGAGAUUCCCAGGGCUUGGCCCACUGCAAUGGAAGCAUAACUGACCCCGUCGAGGGGACCAUUUCAAUUACUUCGCAUGGAAGUAAGGAAAUCAUCAAUGCAGUCUUCCCGUGGCCUCCCGCCCAUCUGAGGUAUCCGGUAGAGCCAUAUGCAAGUCAAGCACAGAAACAGAAACCCGAACAUCAGUCCCCUUCCCGGUACGAACCUAAUGCAGACACCAUGUCUGAGUAUAACCUGGAUCCAACGUACCCGGUUAGAGUCAGAUAUGAGCCUUCUCGCCCGCCACCAAUACCACCACAAUAUCGCCCAGCAAAAAAGUCGUCUCACAGCCGGCCAUCCAAUAGCCAACAUACCCAAUACAAGGGCCCUACCACUAAGAGUUCUAUGACUAGAUGUUCUCCUAUCAAAGGCCUUGCUAUCAAGUGCCCUGAUACUAAGGACCAUACUUCUAAACGUCAAGCAACAAAGAGUCAUCCACAGAGUCAUCCACAGAGUCAUCCACCCAAGAGAUCUAGCAGAAGACAUCGAGAUUCAACUCCCGCCCGCAUGACGGGGGAGAAGCCGCGCUCCGCUUCCCAACUUCACGCCAGGUCUGCAUCAGACCUGACUUCUUCAAGGCGUUCAAGGCGUGUAAACACCGAUAAACCUCUACCGGCCUUACCUCCAUCAAAGGAUUUCCAAUUCCCAAGGCCUCAGAUGCCGACUCCCCCACUCUCCCGUUCAACCUCAUUGGGAGACUUGAAACUAUUAACUGAUACCGGUCCAAAUGACCUCAUAAACUAUAUCACAAACCACACACCCGUGGAGAUAGAUAACAACAUGUGGGGUUCUCUAUCGGCAGAUCCAGAGCUAGACCUAGAGCUUCUUCCCCUGAACUUGGACCUUAACAAAUCUGCUUUACACGACUAUCAGCCAAUCUCCCUUCAAGAAUCGAUCAAUCAAACGCGAAGGCAACAAAAACUGCACCGGAGCGCAUCCCAUUUCAGCUUCGAUUCUAGCAUUAACCAAAGGCCUGGUGGUCGAUACUCUCCCUUCCCCCCAUCGCCUAUUAAUGACGUAUUCGGCGAUAACCAUCGCAAGUCUCGAAGACCAAAUUACCAAUCGGGUCCACCACCAACAACAUAUCGCAUUUCGCAAUCAAAAACAACAGCUACUGAAAAGCGCUCGAGUCGGCCACCGAAACCGUCGUCAUCGUGUGCUGCGCAGGUUGGCAGAACUCAUCAAAAACCCGGCGCAUUAAACCACAUCGAAAGCUACAUUUGA